AUGAAGUUCAUCGAUGAACUAGAUAUAGAACGAGUCAAUCAGACUCUGAAUUUUGAAACGUCAGAUUGCAAAAUUACUGGUGGUUGUGAUAUUUUUACCACGAAACCUGUCGCUUCAGAUAAGAAACUUUACAAGACCAUUGACCAGCAUUUGGAAACAAUACUGCAAGAAAAUGAAAGUUUUAAAGCUGCUGUACAACAUCAACAACAGUUACAAUUACAAUCAUCUCCUGUGGAAGCUAACGCUAUACCUGUGACGCCAAAUGAAAACAACAUUCGUAGAGAUAGUUCCUCAUUUUGGGAACAAAAGAGACGUAUGUCUAUAACAGAUCCAUUAUACGCUAUAAAUAAUAAUAUUGUCAAUUAUGCAAAUAAUUUUAAUCAAAAUAGUAACAAUAAUAGCAAAAAUAAUUCAACGAAUAACGUCUCCUUAACAAAUCCACCUGUGAUGAAUGGAUCUAAUAGUGGUAACAAUCCUUCUUUAGUAGGUAGUCCCUUCAUGAAGAGUGUCAAAUUGAAUGACCAGAAUUUGAAAGAUUUAGUAAUGAAUUCUGAAUCUGAAUAUGCAAGUUCAUCAUCCAUGGAAUCAACUAAUAGAACCGGAUCUAAUACUGGUAUAACAAAACCAAGUUCAAAGAGGAGGACCAGUAGUAAUUCAAGUUUGCAAAGUUUUAAGCUAACUACAUUGAGAAGACCAUCAUUAAAUGAUGCAGAUUUAAAUGUCAAUAUUGGUCCCUUUGGCCCUAUUCGUGAACCUGCAAGUAGGAGGACGUUUGCAUAUUUAAUCGCCAUCUUAAAUGCAUCAUAUCCUGAUCACGAUUUUACAUCAUUAGAACCAACAGAUUUCAUAAGGAGUUCAUUAAAGACAUUCAUUUCGAAGUUUGAAAAUUCAUUAUAUUCACUAGGGAAAAAACCUGAGAGCUGGAUUUGGGAAAGUAUAAGUUCACAUAUGACAUUAUCAGAUUGUGUCGUAUAUCAAUUUAACCCAACAAAAUCCUUUUUGGAAGAUGAACCUGGUUACCUAUGGAGUCUUAUCGGAUUUUUAUUUAAUAAGAAACGUAAGAGAGUAGCAUUUAUAUACUUGAUCUGUUCAAGAGUGAAAGCCAUAUCUGGAGAUUAUACUGAAGAUAAUAUGAAACCAAUGAGACAAUAUACCAUCGAUUAUGAUGAUGGUUUUGAGGGCGAAUAUGACCUGGUAAAUGAUGAUGAAAAUGCUAUUGCAGAUGAUUCUGAAGAUGAAUUUUAA
This is a messenger RNA of Maudiozyma saulgeensis, 1245 nucleotides long. The record is from the annotation of a GenBank genome assembly. Lineage: Eukaryota; Fungi; Ascomycota; Saccharomycetes; Saccharomycetales; Saccharomycetaceae.